CUUCGAAGCUCAAAGUCACUGAAAUUCUGCGGAUAAUAAUAUGGAGGCAUUGACGAAGCUGUGCAGUCUCGAUAUUGUGGCGUGGAGGGGCUUUCUCUACUCGGCAUUGAUACUCAAUUUCGUGUUCGCUUGUCAGCUUCUUCUCCUCCAACCCCUCGUGUCUGCCCUAGAUGGGAACCCUGGUGAAGCUGCUGCUCUGUUUGAGAAAGCUCAACAACAUGUUAAAGUCAAGAAAUACCUUGAUGCCCUUAAUGAUCUUAAUGCGGCUAUAGAGGCUGAUCCAAAUCUUUCAGAGGCAUACCGGCAUCGGGCAUCUAUUCUCCGUCAAUUAUGCAGAUAUGAGGAAUCAGAAAGAAACUACGGAAAGUUUUUGGAGAUGAAACCUAAGAACUCAGUGGCUGAGAGGGAGCUAUCCCAAUUGUUGCAGGCUAAGGAUGCGUUGGAGUCAGCUAUGAGUCUCUUUGAGUCGGGGGACCUUACAAAAGCACGAGAGCAUAUUGAUAAAGUUGUACUUGUUUUCUCUCCAGCCUGCUCAAAGGCCAAACUCCUCAAACUAAGGCUUUUGCUUGCAGCUAAGGAUUAUUCAAGUGCCAUAUCUGAGGCAGGAUUUAUGCUUAAAGAGGAUGAAGAUAAUAUGGAUGCAUUGUUGCUACGUGGCCGUGCCUACUACUAUCUUGCUGAUCAUGAUGUAGCUUUAAAGCACUACCAGAAGGGUCUUCGACUAGAUCCUGAACAUAGUGAACUGAAGAAAGCAUAUUUCAGCUUGAAAAAUCUACUUAAGAAGACAAAAAGUGCAGAGGAAAACGAGGGUAAGGGCAAACUUCGUCUUGCUGUGGAAGACUAUAAAGCUGCUCUAGCAUUGGAUCCAAACCAUUCUGCAUUCAACGUGCAUCUUCAUCUGGCUCUGUGCAAAGUAUUAGUGAAGCUUGGAAGAGGUAAGGAUGCCAUUUCAAGUUGCUCAGAAGCACUCCAAAUCGAUGAGGAACUUGUUGAAGCUCUAACUCAGAGGGGUGAAGCAAAACUUUUGACAGAAGAUUGGGAAGGAGCUGUGGCUGAUUUGAAGUUGGCAGCUGAAAAAUCUCCACAGGAUAGACAUAUUCGCGAAACAUUAAUGCGGGCUGAGAGAUCAUUAAAGUUGAGCCAACGAAAAGAUUGGUACAAAAUUUUGGGAAUUUCAAAAACUGCAUCUGCAUCGGAGAUUAAAAAAGCAUAUAAGAGGCUUGCUUUGCAGUGGCACCCAGACAAGAAUACUGACAACAGAGAAGAAGCUGAAGCCAAAUUUAGGGAUGUAGCAGCAGCAUACGAGGUUCUUGGUGAUGAAGAUAAACGUACACGGUAUGAUAGAGGAGAAGAUAUCGAUGAAGCGGGUUCUGGAAUGGGCGGUGGAGGGUUUCACCACCCGUUCCAUGGAGGUAACUUUGAGUUCCACUUUGAAGGAGGGUUUCCGGGUGGUGGAUUUGGAGGUUUCCAAUUUUGAGCACUCACUCAUUUAUUCGCGAGAUAUUACCCAAAAUAUGAGUAAAACAGUUUGAAAAUUCCAAAAUAGGACUGCC
Molecule: messenger RNA, 1553 nt
Organism: Cuscuta europaea
Lineage: Eukaryota; Viridiplantae; Streptophyta; Magnoliopsida; Solanales; Convolvulaceae
Source: the annotation of a GenBank genome assembly